This is a messenger RNA of Naegleria gruberi, 708 nucleotides long. RefSeq lists its product as uncharacterized. The transcript is spliced from 2 exons. Bases 1 to 708 code for a protein of 235 amino acids. The record is from RefSeq and is a predicted model, not a curated record. NCBI's taxonomy places the organism in Eukaryota, Heterolobosea, Eutetramitea, Acrasida, Naegleriidae.
AUGGUCGUCACUGUAUUUCGUCCAAUGGAAAAGAAAUAUGCCACAAAUGGUUGGCGUGUUCGUCUCAUGCUCGAAGAAAAGGGAGUAAAAUACGAAACUCGUCUCGUGAUUUUAGAACAUCGAGAACAUUUGAACGAGGAAAUUAGAAAAUUAAGUUAUAGAGGCGAAUUACCACUCUUUGAAGAUUUUGCAGGAAGUUUAAGAGAAGAAACAGCCAUGUUAAAUUACAUUGAAAAGAACUAUCCAGAACCUCAAUUAAUUCCACCAUCCGAUGAUCGUGCAAAUUUUGGACGAAUCAUUUCUCAAUUCCAUGAAGCCAAUGGUCAAUUCGCCCAAGUUUGCAAAGAUAUGAUCAAUACAUUCAUUGAAUUGGAAGAAAAGAAUAUCACCUCUCACAAAAAACUACCAAAAGACAUGAAAGAUUACAAAACUCUUGUUUCUUAUUGGAAACAAAAAUUGGAAAGUGAAAUGAUCAUUUGGGAAAAUCGUUUAACAAAUGAUUCUCUCUUUUUCAGUGGCACUGAUCGUCCUUGCAUUGUGGAUGUUUCACUUUUCCCUUAUUAUUAUCAAAUUGUGAGAUAUGGAUUGAGUGAAUCAUCUCUUCCAAAACUUAAAAAGUGGAGAGAGCGCAUGGAAGAUAGAGAUAGUGUUAAGAGAACUAGUCCAGGAACAAGUUGGGUUGUACAUCCAUUCCUAUUGAAAUUUUAA